Ichthyophthirius multifiliis is the source of this 2602-nucleotide messenger RNA. RefSeq lists its product as hypothetical. Gene Ontology annotation, biological process: protein import into nucleus. Gene Ontology annotation, cellular component: nuclear membrane; cytoplasm. Lineage: Eukaryota; Ciliophora; Oligohymenophorea; Hymenostomatida. The record is from RefSeq and is a predicted model, not a curated record. The transcript has 3 exons.
AUGUAAGAAUCUAUAACAAAAGAAAUAUUUAUAGAAAAAUAUUUAAUAUUACAGAAUUCACAAAAUAAGUACAAUAGAGAACAAGCAAACUAAUAUAUAAUAAAUUUUUAAAAAUCACAAUAAUCCUGGUAAAUAUCACGUGAACUAUUAAUCACAGAGGAUCCUUAAAUAUAAUUUUUAGGAGCAUAAAUAAUAUACUUAAAAUUAAAAUAAUAAUUCUUACAAUUAACACCAGAAAACUAAAAUGAACUUAAAUUAUUUUUAUUCUAAUGCUUAGAAAAAAACUUACAAACUCCGACUUUAAGAUAAUUAUGCUCUGCAAUAUCUAUAUUAGGUAUUAUAGGAAUAUCUUAAAGUACAUGGCAUGAUUUUAUUGAAAAUUUAAUAUUCUAUAUGCAAAAAGGUGAAAAAGAAUUAAUUUUAGGAUUAGAAAUAAUAAAAAGUUUACCAGAAAAUCUUUAAGAUAUGAUAUUAGGAUAAUCUCAAGUUAAUUAAAUUAAAGAAUUUCUCUUAUCAAAAAAGACUUAUAUAUUUUAAAUAUGGGAUUCUUUAUUAAUUCUAAAUAAUUCUAAUAUUAUCGAAAAAACUCUUUAGUGUAUAAAUUCAUGGAAUUUUGUUAAUUUUUACAUAUUAGAUUAACUUUCUAUAUUAGAAAAGAUUCUAAAUUAAUAAAAUUAUAAAGAAAUUGUUUGUGAAAUUCUUUAAAAAACUUUAAAAAACUCUCCUAAUAUCCACAUAUUAGAAGAAAAUACUCUCCAUGAAACAAAAAAGCAUCUUCCAGAAAACGAAGUUCUUUCAAUAGAAAAAUUCUUAUUUUUUGUAAUUACUAAAGUGCUUUUUCAUGUGAAGUCCUUCUUUAAAUUUUUGAGGUUUUCCCGAUUUUAUUAAUUGAUAGUAAUGAGGAAAUUCAUAAAAAACUAACAUAAAUUUUCUUUUUUUUCCUUUCUUCAGAAAGCUUCCUAAUAUCCUCUACAUCAUUUUCUUUUUUUUAAUAAUAUACUAAAAACUUAAAAGCUUAUAAACAACCGAAUGUGGAAGAUUUCCGUUUAGAAAUCUACAUAAAAAGUCUAGAAAUUCUCCUUUAGAAAAUAAAGUGUAAAUCCCAUGUCAUAAACCUUAAAAAAAACACCACAAAUAAAAAAAAAAUCAUUAAUCUAGAAACCAACGAAGAAGAAAACUACGAAGAAGAAAAUUUACAAGAAGAAAACGAUGAAGAUAUCCAGUUUAAUGAAUAUAGAGAAAAUACACAAGAAGUAUUUUAUAAUAUAUUUUAAGCUCUAAGGGAUUUUAGAUAAGAAAAAGGCAUUUUUUACAUAUAUAAUUACCUCUUCUAAAAUCUCGAUAAAGAUAUAUAAACCUCAGAAGCCAUAAUAUAUGCCAGUAUAUAAUUUAUAGAACUUGAGUCUUUAUAAAAACUAAACACUAAUGCAUAAUAAAUGCUUCUUUACAUAGCUGAAAAAAUGCCAAUUUCUCCCUUGAUUUUAUAAACUGCUUUUUAAUAUAUUUAUGAGGCUCUUUUUUCUUUUAAACAUUAAGAAAAUGAGUUUUUAUUUAAAAAAAUUCUCAUUUUUUUAAUCCAGAAUUUUUUUUAUGAAAUAUAAAUAUAAAAAUAAGCCGCUUUAACUUUCCAAAGUCUACUCGAAAAUACUGAAAUUGGUCAAAAAAAUGACAUUUUUGAAAUUUUAUUGUAGUUUUUUUAAAAGAUUUUUUACUAAAAAGCCUCUUUUUUUAUCCAAAAAAUUUCUUUUCCAAAGCUUCGCUUCAAUUAAGUUCAAAGACUACUUCCUACCCUUCAUAGAUCUCUAUAUUUCUAUAAUAAAAACCUCAGGGGAUCUGUUAGGCUCUGAAUAUGAGGAAAUGUUGGAUAGUGUGAUGCAUUUUUGGAAGGAAAACCCAAUAAAAUACUUCCAAGUACUAAAAAUUAUCACCUUUUUGUUAUAGGAAAACCCUAAUAAUUUCUAAAAAUGGGUAUAUUAGUCUUUUGUGGGUUUUAAUGAAUUUUUACUGUAAUUUUUUUCUCAAAAAAAUGAAAAUUUAGACCCUGAUUUGUUAAAAAUUUACGUGGAAAUUUUCAAAAAUUUAAUUUCAAAAUUUCCUUCUUUUUUUUCACAAAACCAGCUUAUUUUUGAAAAAAAUACCCUUUUUAUAUUGAACAUUUUCUCCAAAAUAGAAAAUUAUGGUAUGACUCGGGAAAUAUUACUCUUCUUAAGCUCCCUAAUUUAAAGAAAUGAAAACUUCCUAAACAAUAAUGCUUUCUUGAAUAUUUUCGCAUCAAUAAUUUAGGCUAUAGGUGUUAUUUAGAAAGUUCAAAUUAAUUACAUAGCAGCCAUAGUGAUUUAAUGUGUGAAAAACAUCAAAAAUUAUCAAGCAUGCCUAGAUGUAGUUGAAAGAAAUUUAACAUUUGAAGAUGAUGUUUUAUUAGAAAAUAAAAAUUUAUAAGUAAAUGUAUUGUUGAUAUGGCCUAAUUAGGAAAUUUGGCACUUGUAAAAAGGGUUUUAAGUGCUUUUUAUUCAUAUGUGGCAAAGUAGAGUAGUUUAGAAGAUAUACUAUAUGAGUAUUAAUUAUUAUGAUUUGGUAUAUUAAUUAUUAUGUUUAUGGAGUA